GUGGAAAGCAGUAAAGUGGCUGUAGUAAAACCUAGCUGGUGAGGUUUUUGGAUUUCUGAGUGCAAUAAUGGCCUACAGGAUAUUCAAUAGAGUUCUCUGGUCCAUCCUGCUAACAUCUUCUGUACUUGCUGGAGGUGGCCCAGCUCAAGGGCUUGAGGAAUCCCAAGAAACUCUCCAGGGUCCGGUCCGUGGCGUUAGAAGCUCAAGCUCAUUCUACAGCAAACAUCCCUUCAAUAGUCUUACUCUUUCCCAGAGUGCUGGCAGCUCUGGUCCUAGUGACCUCCCAUCUGAUGUCUCUGGCUCCUAUCAGACAAGGAAUUCUUCUCGUAGUGAUGGGCCAGCUUUGCGUAAACUAGUCUUCAGUGACUCCUGGCACUCCUUUAUGCCUUCCUCCAGUAAUAAUGUCAAGCCUUCCCAAAGCCUCCCUCUCCUUACGGGUAAGGAGGUUUCAGGUAGCUCUACCAUUGAAGCAGUGGGUUUCCAAGGCAGACUGGGGUCUCCAGUUAGACCUAGUUCUGGCCAAAAGCCAGCUUCUCAGGCUGGCCAUGGCAACUCUUGGGCUAACUUGCAAGAUGCAGUACAUCCAUUUUAUCCAAGUUAUGGACAAAAUAUUGGGUUCCCAGCUGUGCAUAGUCCUCAUGGUUCUGGCUUUGCUCAGAGUCCAUAUGUUUCUUUGCAGAGGUUUGGGCCCCAUGAUGUCUCUGCUCCUAGCCAGUUACUAGUCCCACAGGUUAGUUCCUUUCCUGCCCAGAUGCCAAGUUCUCAAGGGGGGUAUCCAUAUUCCCAUGUAAGCUCUGCCCCUGAUCAAGGAAUGGCUUAUAAUGCUGGCUCAAUUCCUUCCCAAUCCACCAGUCCCCACGUAGGCUCCAGCUUUGCCUAUGGGUUGUAUCCCUCUAGCUCUUUAAUGGGUGAAGAGGGUGUUGUACCACCAGUGACUUACCGGGGUGGUUCUGGUUCUAGUCAGAUAACAAGCUUUGCUCCAGUCCCACAGGUUGAGACCUGGGCAGAGGAACCAAGUUCUCCAUACUCAUUUACAGCUCCUGCUCAGACUGCUUACAUGGGCAGUUCUGUUCUUUCCCAACCUAGUAGUUCCCAAGUGGGCUCUGGCCCUGCUCAUGCUUGGCAUCUUCCAAGCAUCAUUCCUAGUCAGGUUGGGGCUUUUCCAGGUGUCUCCAGCAGUGUUCAGGGCAGCUAUGGUACUCUACCUGUGGGUAGCCAGGGUGGUGCUACUAUUUCUCAGGUUGCAGGCUUUCAGCCUGGUCUUGGUUAUGUAGUGGUACCCCAGUUUGGCUCCAUGGCAGACAAAACUACAUUACCCCAUGCUGGAUUUGUAUCAGUAGGUUCUCAUCAGUCCCUACCAGGUUCUGGGCUGGCUUCAAGUUCUCAGGCUGGUUAUCACUCCAGUCAGGUCGGCUCUGUACCUGUCUGGACAACUACUGUUCCUGUCUGGCCCAUGUGGGCCCAGAUGGCUUCAGCCCCUGCUAGUGCAGGUGUUCCACAUGUCACAGGACAGUUAGGAACCCAGUUUCCUGGUUACACUCCUAGUACAGCCUCAGAUCUAACUGUGGUGCCCCACAGAGGUUUUCUUCCUGGCCAUGCUGUUGGUGUUGCUAAUACACCUCAUAUGGUGCAGCGUCCUUCUCGAUACAGUCCUCCCCACAGUGUGGGUUCACCAGUAACUUCUGGUGUUGAUCUAGGUUUGAGGGUAGGCUACUUUGGGGGUACCUAUAACUCUGCCUGGGGUCCUAAUGACUGGUCAGUCUCUUCUUCCAGUGUGAGCGGAGUCCCAGGUGAGCUUUGUUUCUGCCUCAAGGAUUUCAGUUCCUACUAGGCCAGGCUGUUGAGAUCUAUAAUUUAGGGUUAAUGGUUCCCCUGUUCGGGUCCUAGUGGGACCCAAAAAAAAUAUUAUCUGUUAAAUACCUUUUGAUUUUUCCAGUAGUGAAUUGCUUGAACAUUUGUUCACGGUCCAAGAACUUGGAGGUACUGAUUUGGGGGGGGGAAUGACCAUCUUGGCUACUUGCUCAGAAUGAUUAGUUUAAAGGUACUGAUACAAAAAAAUUGAAUGUUCUGUAUCC
Molecule: messenger RNA, 2075 nt
Organism: Scleropages formosus (Asian bonytongue)
Lineage: Eukaryota; Metazoa; Chordata; Actinopteri; Osteoglossiformes; Osteoglossidae
Exons: 3
Coding region: 68-1831 (587 amino acids)
Source: RefSeq, a predicted model, not a curated record